Bicyclus anynana (squinting bush brown) is the source of this 1266-nucleotide messenger RNA. RefSeq lists its product as uncharacterized. The record is from RefSeq and is a predicted model, not a curated record. The transcript has 3 exons. The coding region runs from base 713 to 1153 and encodes 146 amino acids. Gene Ontology annotation, molecular function: nucleic acid binding; catalytic activity. Lineage: Eukaryota; Metazoa; Arthropoda; Insecta; Lepidoptera; Nymphalidae.
GCUGGACCCUACAUAAUUUCAAAAGGUCGACAGGGAGACUUCCAGGUGUGUUCCUAAUACUAGGAAUACCCCAGGAAAAGAUCGACACCAUUGUGGACAACGACAGGAGGGUAGCCUAUUCCACUGGGACGAUAUAUCUCAAGUUCUUUGUUGGCGAAGAACUUAGUGAUAUACCGCCCAGUCAAGCUACCUCCACAAAACAGGACAAUACUGAGACAGACGCAGCCGCGAAGACAAUCACACAGACAGUUUGUGAAAAACUACCGGACUCUGUACAGGACGGACAUGACAGCGAUACGACGUGCCCUGGACCAAGUACCGCUCCCUCAACAAGUGGGAUGAAUUGGGAAGGAACGCGUCCCGAACCAAGCAUCACACCAUCAACAAGUGGGAUGCAAUGGGAAGAGACGCGCCCCGGACCAAGUAUCACACCCACUCUAGAGGGGUUGAAAUGGGAAAGGGCAUCAGGCACAGACGCAACUGAUUCAGACGACGACGACAUGGCGGACUCAGCUCCGCUGUAUACAUUACUGGAGAAAUGUGUCCCCCGGGACGCAUAAACUCCAUCAAUAUCCAUCUUCAGUAAUGUAGACAUAGUACAGGCCAACCUCCAGCAUAAGAUCCUUGCAACGGCUACUCUACGCAAACAACUGGAGGAGGGGGCCCAAACCAUAGUGCUGAUCCAAGAGCCGUGGGUCAGAGGAAACCGCAUAUGUGGUUUUGGCAACUGCAACGAGACAUAACAACAAUAAGAAUACAAAGUGGCAUAGGACAACAAACCGGUGCUAGGACAAGACCACUAGUCUUGGCAUCGUUAUAUCUACCCAUAGAAGAACAUAUACCACCAAAAGAGAUGACGGACCUCAUAAAAUACUGUGAGGACGAAAACACUGACCUCAUAAUUGGAGUAGACAGCAACGCACAUCACACCCUAUGGGGAUGCAACGAAAACAACAAAAGAGGUAUGACAGACAGUCCUCUGUGCAGAGCCUGCAUGGAGGAGGACGAGACACCGCUACACGUUAUGCUCAGUUGCAGAGGCGUAACGGAACAACGAGCAACCUACAUUGGCUCCUCAGCGACACUCCAUGAGGCUAUCGGCGACCUGGGCGGCCUGCUAAGCUUCUGGAGCGAGCUCGGCUGGAUGGAAUAAAUCCAGCGGGAACCUACACCGGAGGGACCCACGCACAACGGCCAAUCAAAUGGCUAAGUGCGGAAACGGCCCAGAAUAAAGAAGAAGAAGAAGAAGAAGAUCUACUCGACUGA